Knipowitschia caucasica is the source of this 903-nucleotide messenger RNA. The record is from the annotation of a GenBank genome assembly. NCBI's taxonomy places the organism in Eukaryota, Metazoa, Chordata, Actinopteri, Gobiiformes, Gobiidae.
AUGAAGGGCCCUGUGAGUCCGUAUCUGUCUCAGGGCCCUGUGAGUCAAUAUCUGUCUCAGGGCCCUGUGAGUCAGUAUCUGUCUCAGGUCCCUGGCCCUGUGAGUCAGUAUCUACCUUUCCCUGUGAGUCUGUAUCUGUCUCAGGUCCCUGUGAGUCUGUAUCUGUCUCAGGGCCCUGUGAGUCAGUAUCUACCUGUCCCCGGCCCUGUGAGUCUGUAUCUGUCUCAGGGCCCUGUGAGUCCGUAUCUGUCUCAGGUCCCUGGCCCUGUGAGUCCGUAUCUGUCUCAGGGCCCUGUGAGUCCGUAUCUGUCUCAGGGCCCCGUGAGUCAGUAUAUACCUGUCCCUGGCCCUGUGAGUCAGUAUAUACCUGUCCCUGUGAGUCCGUAUCUGUCUCAGGGCCCUGUGAGUCCGUAUCUGUCUCAGGGCCCUGGCCCUGUGAGUCAGUAUAUACCUGUCCCUGUGAGUCCGUAUCUGUCUCAGGGCCCUGUGAGUCUGUAUCUGUCUCAGGGCCCUGUGAGUCCGUAUCUGUCUCAGGGCCCUGUGAGUCAGUAUCUACCUGUCCCUGUGAGUCAGUAUCUACCUGUCCCUGGCCCUGUGAGUCAGUAUAUACCUGUCCCUGUGAGUCUGUAUCUGUCUCAGGGCCCUGUGAGUCCGUAUCUGUCUCAGGGCCCUGGCCCUGUGAGUCUGUAUCUGUCUCAGGGCCCUGUGAGUCUGUAUCUGUCUCAGGGCCCUGUGAGUCAGUAUCUACCUGUCCCUGUGAGUCAGUAUCUACCUGUCCCUGUGAGUCAGUAUCUGUCUCAGGUCCCUGUGAGUCAGUGUUUCCGUUCAUCAUGGACAGAUAUCCUGACAUCUCCUCGUGCUGAGAGGAGGAGAGCAGCCAUUACACUCAUCUGCAUGUGUUAA